AUGAUGAAGCCUCUGCUGAUCCCCUUGACCUACUUCUGCCUUCAAACCUGGCUGGGAAUCCCUCAGGCAAAAUGCCAGGUGGAGCUGAGCAUGAUGGAUGACGCUUUUGAUGACCAGUAUAUAGGAUGUGCUGAAAAAAUGGAUGAACUUGCUCCUGGACUACUAGAAAAAGAAAAAUCCAUGUCCUCAGUGUUUAGCAGGGUCUGGGCAGCCUCAGAAAAUAAAUGGCAAAGUGUAAAAACAAAGCUUUCACUCCCCAAAGGCUUUAAGGAUGAGCAUGGAAAAGCCAUAAUAGCCUAUACUGACAAUGUCUUUCACAGUGAGUUUAACGGGGCAGUGAAAAUGGCUGGGACAUCUCGAGCUCAUUACAUGACCAGUUUCCAGUACAAAGCCUUUCAUUAUUACUUGACAAGAGCUUUACAGCUCUUACGAGGGAAGUGUGAUAUGAUGUACAAAACAAUGCUGUACCGGGGGACUUCUGUCAGUUUUCAGCACACGGGAUCAAGUGACAUCAGAUUUGGACAAUUUGCCUCUUCGUCUUUUGAUAUAGAAGUAGCUAAGGGAUUUGGCACAGCCACAUUGUUCACCAUCCACACGUGCUUUGGUGUUGACAUCAGGAGCUUCUCACACAUUCCGGAAGAGGAAGAAGUGUUAAUCCCAGUCCAUGAGAUAUUCAGCGUGGUCCAAGGACAAGGGAGUAAGAGCUUUGUCCUCCGGAGCACAAACCGGACCUGCAGCCAUUUUAACUGCGCGUACCAGGACGGAGAAAAGGACCAAAGAUGCGUUUACAACUCUGCUACCAGAAGAGGCCUGGCUUUCCCCGGUGUUCUGAGCCCGUCACUGUUUGGAGGAUCAGUCUUCCUGAUCCACGCUGCUGCUCUGAAGCUGUUUGCCUGUUUCUAAAUUGUCCUAUUUGGGUUGAUCACUUUUUCUCUCUAACACAAAUCAUGGUGAUGGGAUUUGCCAGGUCCAAAGCUGCCCUGCUAUUCUGCCAGCGUUCCAAAGGGAAACCAGGAACAUGGAGGGAGUGUUGCUGGUACCUGCUUGCGCAAGCUUUGAUUAUACGCUACUGAUGAGUAGAUUAAAAUGCAUGUUAGAUAAAUAAUGACUUGUAUUC
This is a messenger RNA of Mauremys mutica (yellowpond turtle), 1117 nucleotides long. RefSeq names its product ecto-ADP-ribosyltransferase 5-like. Bases 1 to 903 code for a protein of 300 amino acids. NCBI's taxonomy places the organism in Eukaryota, Metazoa, Chordata, Testudines, Geoemydidae. The record is from RefSeq and is a predicted model, not a curated record. Gene Ontology annotation, molecular function: NAD+ poly-ADP-ribosyltransferase activity; NAD+-protein-arginine ADP-ribosyltransferase activity. The transcript is spliced from 4 exons.